Diprion similis is the source of this 1479-nucleotide messenger RNA. RefSeq names its product UPF0415 protein C7orf25 homolog. The transcript is spliced from 4 exons. Lineage: Eukaryota; Metazoa; Arthropoda; Insecta; Hymenoptera; Diprionidae. The coding region runs from base 148 to 1398 and encodes 416 amino acids. The record is from RefSeq and is a predicted model, not a curated record.
UACAAACUACUACGUGCAUCGAUACUUGCCUGAAUAAUUGUUCAGUAGUGAAUAGUUGUAACAGUAAACACAUGAUUGUAUUCAUAUUAUGCCAAGGUUUUCCCAAAUUCCGACAAAAUAGUCCAUGCGGAUGUACUGUGUUUUGUCAUGGAUGAGAAUACGGAGUUGCUAAAACAACUUGGAGAAAGAAUUCAAGGUGGCAAGCAAAUGAUAGAAGGUUUGAAAUUGCUGGACCAUGUCGAAGGGGUUGACAAGUUUGCCAGAAAAAUUAAUCAGGAAAUCCGAUUUUUAAAGAAAGUACAAUCAACAGGAAAUGUGAAGAAGGAUCAUUUGCAAAGUACAAACUUAAUCCAUCUUAGCGCGUUGGUAGAUCGUCUUCGCGCCUCUAAGAACCCGGUGAGCGUUAUCAAACCGUUCAAGUUCGAACAGUCUCGACUGGAGGUUGACAUCGUCGACAACAAUGGAUCAACCUGGGUGAAAGUCAUAGCAAGAAAUGCACGCGCUUUGACGCUAAUAUCCCUUGGCAAUGGGGAAUAUGGACAAAAGUCUGUCCUGCAUCAAGCGGCAGCCUACCUAAAAUGUGCGGCCCUCCAUCCACAUAUGUACAAAAUACCAGAGGUAAUUUUCCACUUUGCCUAUGGGAUAGAAACGCCACUAGCUAUCAGAUUGAAACAUCUAGGAGUUGUGGUUGAGGGGGAAAAUAUUUCUUGCUCAGAAGAAAUUCCAUCCCUGGAUCAUUCGUUCUCGAUGGACCCUGGGCAACAACUUGAUUUCUCAGCUCUAGAUGUAUAUGACUCAGAUUGUGAAAGUGAUAAAGGAGAGCUGAAGGAGCUGGCAAUGCUUGACACAAUUAAUUCAGUACACACGAACGAAGUAGAGGAGAUCAAAAUUCUCAAUCUGGAUGUUUCUACUUUAUUGGCCUAUGUUACGAACAUGGUGAAUGGCCAGGCACAUUUUAAGUAUCGAGAACCUCUGUUGACCAUGCAAGCCGAGUGGGAAAGAAGCCGUCCUGUAAAACCGAUUCUUGAUCAAAUUUUCCAGGGCAAGACAUUAAUCGUCUGCCGCACUGCCUAUGAUAAUUUUACCAAUAUAAUUCGUGUUAUCGGAGGCCCCAAUGAGUCUCGCAGAAGUAAGGAAUUCAUGAGAAGGGUGACGAUCGUUCCUGAUGAUCCUUGCGACAGGAUUAUGAAGGCGUUACCCAUUGGUGGUAGAAUCAAGGAUCGAUCAAGGCUCGUUUUUGCAACUGGUGAAAAUAUGAAGAGUAUCACUGUGUCGGCUAAUGAAGGAUUCGUCAGAGCAGCCAGGAUGCAGGGAAUCGAAUGCUCAGUUUUUCUACACGAACCAAGAUCGUUAUCUGAAAUAAAAGAAAUUAAUGCCCAGAGAAUAAAUCCAUCCUGACCCCCGACGUCAACCAUCGACUGAAAUGGUUGCCAAUAAAAAAAAACUCGCAAUAUUUAUACACGUACGUCAUUCUUUAUU